ACACUUCAUAUCGUGUUUGUGUUCGUGCGAUAAAGCAUCGUCUGAGGAAGUUGUGUUCUAAAAUAUACAUUUUCCUUUAUAAAUAAGAACUAUUAAAAUCUAUAGUUAAAUUGAUUAAUUUGCUAACGCCAUGGCGUCUCACUUAAGUACAAAAGAUCGUCUGUUAUCACUUGUAGAUGACAUAGAAUUAAUUGCAAAAGAAGUUAUUGAGGUGUCUAUAGCACCCAAACCUCAGAAGUUAUCAGCGGCCGACUUUGCACAAUUAACAGAUUUGCUUUUGUCCAAAGAUGUAGAGCUUAAAAAGACUCUAGAAUUAGCUGAGGAACAGGCUAAAAUUCAGCAAAAGAUGAAUGAGCUAAAAACUGAAGUUGAUAAUAAGGAUCAAGAUAUUCAUCUUCUACAAAGGCAACUAAAAGAUGCUGAACAAAUUCUAGCUACAUCUUUGUACCAGGCGAGACAGAAGUUAGCUUCAAUUGUCAAAUCAAGAAAAAGGCCGGUUCCUUCGGAAGAGUUGAUCAAGUUUGCCCACAGAAUCAGUGCAUCAAAUGCAGUGAGUGCUCCUCUGUCGUGGCAGCCUGGUGACCCUCGCCGUCCUUACCCCACCGAUCUCGAAAUGAGACUGGGCAUGCUUGGCCGCCUCUGUGAUCUCCCUCUCAACGGCCACACACCAUCCACAUUAAAUGAGCUUCAUCGAAUCACUACAGGAGGAGUUCCAGCAUCAGCCACGAACCAGUUCACGUGGCACCCCACCGGCGAGCUGCACAUGUCGGUGGGGGGCGGCAACUCGGUCGCGAUCGACGGCCGCGGCAAGGACCACGCGCAGGAGGACGUCGAAGUCAUGUCCACCGACUCCAGCUCGAGUUCCAGUAGCGACUCCCAAUGAAGAGUGACGACAUUGGGGCUGAAGAAGGAACGCUAGUAAAAGAUAAAGUGCAAAGACUGUGCGUGUAUUCAUAGCCCCCAAAAAGACCACUGUUAUCGCUCGAAAGAGAGUUCGCUAUGAUUACUAAAACAGCAAAGGAUAAGCCCCAAUAGAAGAAUUUCAAGAUCACAUUGUAUAGUACAAUUGCAAAUGUCAGAUUUGCAAAAUUAUCCCAAGAUAAAAAGUUGUGUUACAGCCUUCUGUGAAACUUAUUCCGACUGUGAUUUUAAAUAUGAAAUCAUUGGGGCUAUACAACCAAGGGACUAGCAAAAGAAGAGCAAAGUUUAUGUUUGUGAGAGUACUCACAGCCCCAAAUUAUACAAGAAAAGAAAACUGUUAUGUACAGGUUAUGUUUGCUAUAGUGCAGUUUCUUGGAUUGUCUUGAAUGUAUAUAAUUUCAAUUAUUCAUAAAAAUCUGAAAUCAGCGGGCCCUGACACAUUGUGACUAAGUAUGCAACUGGGAAAGCAGAUAUAAAAGCCUUUAUAGAAUCAUAAUCGAUCCUGGGCAUCUUGUCCACAAAAUUAAAACGAAUGAAGGACAAUGUUGACGACAUUCAGUGAUUAACGACACACAUAAGAUUUGAAAGUCAAGCCAGCAUACGAAAUUCAACAGUCCUUAUAUUUCGGUGUACAUAAGUUUGAGAAAUGUUGUGAAUUGUGUCCAGACAGAAUGUCUUCUGCUUAUAGUAUAUAUUUUUAGUAUUAUAAAGCUACGAAUUUGACGCGCAACAUAUCACUCAUCUCACGCAUUACCAUUUACUCGAGUGAAAUAGCACAUAGUCGAUCUCAUUCAUGUAAAUUGUAAUGAAAAGGAAAGAAAGAUAUGUUACUCGUCAAAUGUUCCCUAGUGUAUUUGUGGCUUAAGUAAUACAUAGAUAUUUUGUAUAUAAAGUUGUAGGAUCUGAUAUCUUGUUAUUUUUUAAAUAUAUGUAUUGGUAGAAGUUUAAGAAAAUAAAAUUAGGUGAACCUA
Messenger RNA from Plodia interpunctella (Indianmeal moth), 1892 nucleotides. It is a transcript of the gene MED4, whose product is annotated as Mediator complex subunit 4. The record is from RefSeq and is a predicted model, not a curated record. The transcript has 5 exons. The coding region runs from base 131 to 883 and encodes 250 amino acids. Gene Ontology annotation, cellular component: mediator complex; core mediator complex. NCBI's taxonomy places the organism in Eukaryota, Metazoa, Arthropoda, Insecta, Lepidoptera, Pyralidae. Gene Ontology annotation, biological process: regulation of transcription by RNA polymerase II. Gene Ontology annotation, molecular function: transcription coregulator activity.